UUCUUCUCGUCAUUCAUUUAAUAGUAUCAAUCGUUUUAAUUAUGUGAACAACUUGAAGAGUAAAAUUAAUUUUUAUGUAUUGUAACAGUAUAUUGUAGAAGCUUUAAGAUUAUUAUUAUUUAAGUUAUAAAUUGAUAUGAAAUAAUGCAUACUACAAGGGCAGAUACUUCAGAACGAAGAUUUGAAAUACAAUGUAAACUGGAAGCAGAGAUCGCCUCCUUGGAAUUGUUAAAGGAAGCGGAAGAAAGAAGUAGAAAAUUAACUAACAGCGUCGUAGGAAUUCUUUCUUCGUUGGAGCAACGUCUGGCUACGUUGCGUCGUACCAUCCUCCCUGUGUACAAUGAAACGGGAAACCUUCAAGCGCAACAGCAAAACAUAGAAAGAACUUUGAACGCUUUGGAUCAUGCUAUUGGAUACUACGGAGUAUGUCAAGAAGUAGAAGGAAUGGUGCAAGCAGGCCCAGGCGGGUCUGGAGACUUGGACAGUUUCUUGGAAGCGAUGAAUCGUCUCUACAACGCCCAACGCUAUUUUCAAAAGAAUAAUCCCAGUUCCGUAGAGCUAGAAAACGUAACAAGUUUAUUUGGCGUUGGAUUGGAUGCUUUGUACGCAGAAUUCCACGAUAUAUUAACUAGACAGAGUAAACCAAUCCUUCCGAUAGUUCUUUUGGAUUUAAUUGGUUCGGAUGAAGAUACCAGCGGCGAAGAUGCUCCACAAUCUCUCUGUCCGUUACCAGAAAGCAUUCUAGGAGAUUUACUUAAAAUUGCUGGGUGGCUCGAAGAAAGAGGACACCGCAGGCACGUUAAAAUUUAUGCAUCGGUACGGUCUACAAUUGUUUCGAGAUCUUUACAGUUGUUAAAAGAACAUCAGAGGAGUGCCAGUGGUGGUAGUACGCAUGCAGGAAGUCCUUUACCGAAAGUAAAAUUUGGUAAUAGACAUUCGUUAGGAAACCAGGAGGCUUGCGGGAGAAGAGCUUCUAGAAGAUUACAGCAUGCUCUCGAGAAAAAAGCCAGCAGAAUGUUAUUAAAAGCUUCGCAAACUACCGGCUUGGGAUUGUCCUUAACUACGUCCAGAAAACCACCACCGCAAUUGUCUGGACACUCCGUAGAGGACACAGCACCGGAUGAACAAGAAAUGGAGAAUUAUCUACUAUUAACAGUCGGUCUUCAUAAACUUAUGCAAGCGGAACGAUCACUAGUCGCCAAGAUCUUGCCAGCUACUUUGCAAGCGCAAGUUUUAGAAGCUACUGUGCGUGAGGCUAUGGAUCUUGUAGCCCACGACGGAGAGAGUAUAGCAACUCGUGCCAAAAGGUGCAUCAUACGGCGUGAUUUCUCAGCAGUACUAGUGAUCUUUCCUAUUUUGAAACACCUCGGAGAACUAAAGCCUGACUUAGAGCGCACUGUUGAGGGCUGCGACUAUGCUCUUAGAUCAAAAUUCACUUCCGUGCUUAACACUCUGAACAUAACUGGAGCGAAAGCACUGGAAGACUUCGCUGAAAGUGUACGGAACGAAUCCAACUCAGUUUUACCCAAAGACGGUACCGUAGCAGAAAGCACAAGUAAUGUUUUAGUUUUUUUGGAACAGCUAGCGGAGUACGCAGACACUGCAGGAGUUGUUUUAAGACGUAGCACUGAUAUGGAAGGUACCAUUUCCAUGAAACAAACAGAGAACAUGUACAAGAUUGUUCUGGGCACCUAUAUCAAGAAAGUAUUAGCACAGUUAAAUUUGGCGCUGUUAAGCAAAAGCGAUACUUGUUACUCGGACGUUGCAUUGAGAACUCUAUUUCGACUAAAUAAUCACAAUCACGUUGUGAAUGCUCUACGCCGUAGCUCUUUAAUGGAAUUGCUGUUACUAGCAGAGCCUAGCGCAGAGCAAACUUACAAUGAUCUUUUGCUACGUGACAAAACUAAUUACGUUUUCACUACUUUCGCGAAAGCACGCACCUACCUCGAACAACCCUUUGAUGAACCAGGGCCAGGCGCGAAAUCAUUGAAAGAGAAAUUUUUGGGAUUCACAAGAGAGUUGGAGGAUGUCGCAAAGUGUCAGCGCUCUUAUUCUGUACCUGAUGCUCGAUUGCGUGAAGAAUUACGCAGUGAACUACAACAAGCCAUUGUCCCUCUUUACACAACUUUCCACAACAAAUACCACGGGAUAUCGUUUUCUAAAAACCCAGCUAAAUAUAUAAAAUAUACACCGGAGCAGAUAUCGGCACUGAUCGACACAUUCUUCGAUACAACGGCAUAAUGAA
Molecule: messenger RNA, 2245 nt
Organism: Colletes gigas
Lineage: Eukaryota; Metazoa; Arthropoda; Insecta; Hymenoptera; Colletidae
Gene: Exo70
Product: exocyst complex component 7
Exons: 7
Coding region: 145-2241 (698 amino acids)
Biological process (GO): exocytosis
Cellular component (GO): exocyst
Molecular function (GO): phosphatidylinositol-4,5-bisphosphate binding
Source: RefSeq, a predicted model, not a curated record